Molecule: messenger RNA, 724 nt
Organism: Sinocyclocheilus rhinocerous
Lineage: Eukaryota; Metazoa; Chordata; Actinopteri; Cypriniformes; Cyprinidae
Gene: nol7
Product: nucleolar protein 7
Exons: 8
Coding region: 83-715 (210 amino acids)
Cellular component (GO): nucleus; nucleolus
Molecular function (GO): RNA binding
Source: RefSeq, a predicted model, not a curated record
UGUUGUUGGUUUUUUAAUAUGGCGAGUCCCGUCCAGCGUGUGUACUAAAGUCAGGUUGAAUACGUUUAAAGAGACUGACAAAAUGUCUGAACUGACACAGACUCAGUUUGAAUCCAGUGAUGAUGAACUCCCAGAGGAGGUCGCCUUUGAUGCGUCCAAAAGUGCCGCUCUGAAGAGCGUUAAAGAUGCACUGGAUGCAGCCAAAAGAGAAAAGAACCUGUUGAAGGAGAAGCGAAGAAAGAGACAACAGCUGUUUCAAGAACAAAAGAAGAGAAAACUUCUUCCUCAAGAGCUCUUGGAGGAAUUUGAUACAGAACCCCAAAAACAGACAGAUCCAUCAGACAAUAAAGGUAUUAACAAAAAGGUAUCACCAAAGCCAUCACACAACAAUAAAGAUAAGGAACAGGAGACAGGGACCACGCCUAAGAAAACCUCAAAAAGUUUACCAGUCAGCUACAGAGUAAUGAGGAUAAAGGAUGAAUCCGCUGCCAAAUCACUGCAACAAAGGGCCAUGGACUUCGUUCAGUCCCGCCUUUAUGGAUCAGGAACCAAAAGAACAACCAAUGCAGAGCUUCUGUCCCUCAAAAAGAAAAGGGGUCCGAGCCAAGGUGCAGCUGUGGAGUUUGCGAAUAAAAAAUUGGGUGCUUACAAAAAAGCGAGGAUUACAAGGUCCAACAAACGGUUUAUACGCCAGCAGAAACUGAUUCCUUACUGAGACAUAAAA